Molecule: messenger RNA, 1656 nt
Organism: Rubroshorea leprosula
Lineage: Eukaryota; Viridiplantae; Streptophyta; Magnoliopsida; Malvales; Dipterocarpaceae
Source: the annotation of a GenBank genome assembly
AGGUUUAUAGCUGGCUCAACCCAAAAAGCCGAGAGUCUUCUCUCUCUAAACCACAGCCGGCUCUAGGUUCCUCAGCCAGCUCAACUGCAGGCGACCCGACCCGGACCCGCUCUACAGCCGGCUCUACAAUUAUAGUCGGCUCUCCUGCAGAUUUUUAAAGGCCUCGGGUUUCUCUCUCCCCGCACAAACCAGCCCAGAUCUGCUUCAAACCCACGACCUCUCCUCUCCCAAAACUCGCCAUUCACUCUCCGAAACACCAAAAUCUCUCCAAAUCUCCAAAACCCAUCCCUUAAACACUCAAAUAUCUUCAAAUCCUUGCCUACCCAACACAAAACCUCAAGCUUUUCACUUCAAUUUGUGUGGGAUCUGUUGUAUUUUUGGUGUGGCUGUUGGGAUUUCUCUCUCAUGGCUUCAAGAAGGGCUGGAAGUAAAAGGAGACAAGGGGGUAGUUCUAGCACCGGUGGUCAAGCUCAAGAAGAAGAAGGUAACAUUUCCCAAUCCAAUCUCUUUUUGGAUACCCAAGCCUCUAAACAGUAUGAAAUUAUCAAGAAUAUGGCUGUUUUAUCUUGCAAUUGUGUCAAAUUCAGUCAAUUUCCUCAAGGAGAUAUGCGUGUUGAAGAAAUGUUUAGGGAACUUGGAUGGAAGGAUUAUGUAGAAGUUAAAGAGCAUGUGUAUUAUGAAGUUGUUCAUCAAUUUUAUGCUAAUUUGAAACCAAGAGAAAAUAAAUGCAAAACUAUGGUUGCUGGGAGCCACAAUUGCCCCAAUUGCACUGAAAAUCAAACUAAAGUGGGGUAUCUUACACUAGAGAAUAGAGCAUUGCAGUGGAUUAUAUCUCUCAUUAUUGCUCAGAGGAAGGGUUCUAAAUCUUAUGUUCUUGCCAGUGAUCUUCCCUGGUUUGAUUAUCUUCUUAACGGAAAAAGGGCGAACCUAGGAAGAUACAUUUUCCGGAGCAUAAUCAAGCCUUACUCACCAACUUCGGGACUUCCUCAUGGUGCUCUAAUUACAAGAUUGGCAAAGAGGAACAAUAUUGAUCUUACACCCUUUAAGUUCGGAACGGUUCCCGGUGGGACUACUCUUACCAAAGCUUCUUUUGAAAAAAUGGAUUGUUUGUUUAGAAAUGGCAUUUGGAUAAAGAGAGGGGAACAAGAAGGGGAUGAAGAAGAAGGUGAUACAGAUCAAGAAAUGGCAAAACAAGGGGUAGAAGAACAUGAAGAUGACAGCCCAAGAGCAUUUCGAGCCUCCAUGCAAAGAACUAACCAAAUGAGAGGGAGAAUGACUAACGUGAAAGGAAAGCUGACUAACGUGGAAGGAAAGCUUAAUCAGCUUGUUAACCAUUUUUUUCCUCCACCCCCACCUGAUGCCACCUAACUUGAUAUCUCUUUAGCUUGGCUAAUCUUUAGGAUGGACAUCUUAGGAUUAUGCAUUUUAUGUUUUAUUUGACUAUGGAUAUGUCUUGAACCUUUUUAUGCAUUUUAUGUUUUAUGAAUGGAAAUGGCAUUAUUUGUGUUAUCAUGCUUUGUGAAUGAUUGUUUAUGAUUUUGAUGAUACUAUGCUCUUAUUGAGGGGGAGCAUUUUGUGCUUAAAUUGCUUUUCUUAAUGGUUAUCAUGCUUAAAUGCUUUAAAGAUUGAUGUGCAUGAAUUAAGGGGGAGUUUGUU